This is a messenger RNA of Eruca vesicaria subsp. sativa (arugula), 942 nucleotides long. The record is from the annotation of a GenBank genome assembly. Lineage: Eukaryota; Viridiplantae; Streptophyta; Magnoliopsida; Brassicales; Brassicaceae.
AUGUCUGAAUCAUCUCAACCCUGUGACCCUUACGCUCGUCUAGGCAUUGUAAGGAAUCCAGAUGGCACCAUCACUUCCGACCGAACCAAAUUCCCCCGCGUCCCACCCACACCUGACUUCGUCGUAUCCAAAGACUUUAAAGUGAACCAAUCAAAGUCAACAUGGAUGCGUCUCUACGCCCCCAUUACCGCACCGAACGGCGGAAAACUCCCUCUCGUUGUUUACUUCCACGAUGGAGGAUUCAUCAACGGCAGCUUUGAUCUCAAACCAGUCCACGGCUUCUGCAACUGUAUGGCGCUUAAGCUCAACGUGGUCGUCGCGUCAGCUUCGUACCGGCAAGCUCCCGAGUUUAAACUCCCGGCGGCGUACGACGACGGAUUGCAUGCUCUGAAAUGGAUUAAAAACUUACCCGACAACGGGUGGAUCAAAACUUACGUAGAUCUUUCUGAAGUGUUCCUCAUGGGGACAAACUCCGGUGGUAACGUGGCUUACAACGUUGGAAUUAGAUCCACCGAGGAAGAUCUAACUCCGUUAUGUAUCCGUGGAUUGAUCUUACUCGAUCCCUUUUUCGGUGGCCAAGAGCGGUGCGAGUCUGAGCUCAGACAUGUGAACGAUCAGCAUUUUCCGCUUGCUCUCACAGACCUUUGCUGGAAGCUUUGUCUCCCUGACGGAGCUGACCGAGAUCACGAGUAUUCAAAUCCGAGGAUGGGAGAUAGAGCGGGUAAUAUGGAGAUAAUGUUGAGAUGGAAGGUGAUUAUUACUGGAGAAAGAGGAGGCGCAAUGAUAGAUAGGCAGAGAGACGUGGCGAAGUUGAUGAAGGAGAACGGAGUUUAUGUGAUUGAGCAUUUUACCGACGGUGGUGAUCCUAACAAGACUGAAACUAUGUUUGCUUUCAUGCCAAGUUUUAUUUACUCUUCUCCACCGUUAGAGUUUUUUUUUUAA